AUGGAUACCGUCAAGGCUGCGCUUGAACGGUGCAGGCCGAGCCCAGCUGUCCUCGAGAAGCUGAUGGCUAUCAAGCAGAAGACUCCUGUCCUCAGAGACCUCCAUUAUAAUUUUAUAUGUCUACACUAUGCCUGGAUCAUCGGUGUGACGCUUGUCGGAUCUAUUAUCCUGUACCCGGGCGGAAACAUGACCUACGUCGAUGCGCUCUUCUUCGCCUCCGGCUCUGCCACCCAGAGUGGGCUCAACACCAUCGAUGUGAACCGGCUCUACACGUACCAGCAAGUCUGGCUGUGGAUGGGCUCCAUGAUCGCCAAUCCAAUUGUCAUCCAUUCGGCCGUCGUCUUUGUCCGGUUAUACUGGUUUGAGCAGCGGUUCCAGCACGUUGUCCGCGAGGCGAAGGCGCUGAGGAGAUCACGGUCACGCUCCAGGGCGAAUACUCGCGAGCCAGAUGACGGCAACGACGUGCACCGGGCGGAGGCCGGAGUUCGUGGUCGUGACAUUGUAGUGCUUCGGAACAACGAAGGCCAUGCGCAGGGACGGUUCCUGGAUGCCCCGAAGAAGGAGCCAGAGACCACCUCCGAGAGUGGUUCGUCCCUCCAGAAUCCUGCUGAAGGGCAGCAGGGCGAGUCGACGGCGAACGGACAGCAGGCCAGGGAGGGUCCCAAGGUGGACGACUCCCUGCUUGCGCCGUCUCACUUCCCCGGAGACGCGAGGAUACAGUGGUCUGUUCCGUCGGACAGUGAACGACACAUUACAUUCCUCGAGCACCAGAGGAGGCAGACCGGAGCUCUGCGUAUACCCAGCCCCCGAGAAUAUGACAGAGGUGGCGUGCCAGAGGCACUCGAUGAAACGGAGGGGUCUGAGUUACAUCGCAACGCCACGGUUCAGUCGGACCCAUCGGCCGACCAGACGGGUACUUCUCUCCCAACAUCUCCGGGGCCAAUCAACCAGCAUAUCACUAUCGACGAGCCAAACAUUACCCGCACACGCAAGGCCACUCAUUCUAGACAGGGCGAGAGGGACGUAGACGACACCUCGACCAUUCGGCGGGUGACGUCCCGAAAGUCAAUGGUGGCAAGCUUCCUACGCUCUCGCACCCAGGACCAAACCCAGGAGGCGCCGUACCUCAGCUGGGAGCCCACGAUAGGGCGAAACUCUGCCUUCGUGGACCUGUCCGAGACCCAGCGCGAGGAACUAGGCGGCAUCGAGUACAGAGCGCUCAAGACUCUGGCGGUCGUCCUUUUGGGCUAUUUCUUCUUCUUCCACCUUCUUGGAAUCGUCUGUCUGACCCCCUGGAUUUUGAACACCAGAUGGGGAGAGGUUGUCCGCGCCGCUGGCCAGGGACGGCCCUGGUGGGCGGUGUUCUCUGCCGGCUCCGCGUUCAACGACCAGGGCUUCACCGUCACUCCUGACUCUAUGCUGUCGUUUUAUGAUGCGGUAUUCCCCAUGCUUCUGAUGACGUUUCUGAUUCUGAUCGGAAACACGGGGUUCCCCUGCAUGCUGCGGUUUAUCAUCUGGUUUUUCUCCAAGAUCGUGCCUACGGGGAGCGGCGUGUGGGAGGAGCUGAAGUUUCUGCUGGACCAUCCGAGACGCUGCUUUACGCUGCUGUUCCCCAGCUCUGCGAAUUGGUGGUUGUUCUGGGUUCUCGUGCUACUCAACGGCGUCGACUUGAUCUUCUUCGUCGUCCUCGACUUGAACGACCCGGACGUCACACGCAUCCCGGGCGGGAUACGGUUUGUCGACGGUCUCUUCCAGGCGGCCGCCACGAGAACCGCGGGCCUGUCGGUGAUCAGUCUGACGACCCUCCACCCCGCCAUCCAGGUAUCGUACAUGAUCAUGAUGUACAUAUCCGUCUUCCCUAUCGCCAUCUCCGUGCGUCGGACCAACGUGUACGAAGAGCGCAGCCUGGGCAUCUACUCCGACCCCGACGAGUACAGCGAGAACGAAAAGGAACCCAGCUUCGUGGGCGCCCACUUGCAGAAACAGCUUAGCUUCGACAUCUGGUACAUCUUCCUGGGCCUGUUCGUCAUCUCCAUCAUCGAGGGGACCCGUCUGGACAACCAGACCGACGUGGGCUUCUCGCUGUUCGCGGUGCUGUUCGAGGUGGUGUCCGCCUAUGGCACGGUGGGCCUGUCGCUCGGCUACCCAAACAGCAACGCUUCUUUCUCGGCGCAGUUCCACACCCUAUCCAAGCUAGUGAUUAUCGCGAUGGAGAUUCGAGGGCGACACCGUGGGCUGCCAUAUGCGCUCGACCGAGCGGUACUGCUACCUUCGGAGGCUCUCCACCGCAAGGAAAUGGACGAUGCAACGAAGCGGCUGAGACGCCGCAACUCGAACGUCAGCGCCAUCUCUGCUGCGACCGGACAGGCCUCGGGCCUCUUCCGGGACGAUGGAGGGCUGAUGUCCCGGGCUUCUCACUCUCAACCUGCUGGGCCGUCGGAUGGACCGCCCAACACCGCUUCUUCGGGGAGGGCAAAGCGCCUGUCUACGCACCAGGAGAACGCUUGA
Molecule: messenger RNA, 2508 nt
Organism: Microsporum canis CBS 113480
Lineage: Eukaryota; Fungi; Ascomycota; Eurotiomycetes; Onygenales; Arthrodermataceae
Product: high-affinity potassium transport protein
Exons: 2
Coding region: 1-2508 (835 amino acids)
Biological process (GO): potassium ion import across plasma membrane; intracellular potassium ion homeostasis
Cellular component (GO): plasma membrane
Molecular function (GO): high-affinity potassium ion transmembrane transporter activity
Source: RefSeq, a predicted model, not a curated record